Australozyma saopauloensis is the source of this 1725-nucleotide messenger RNA. RefSeq names its product serine/threonine protein kinase (gene KIN3). The transcript has a single exon. NCBI's taxonomy places the organism in Eukaryota, Fungi, Ascomycota, Pichiomycetes, Serinales, Metschnikowiaceae. Bases 1 to 1725 code for a protein of 574 amino acids. Gene Ontology annotation, biological process: protein phosphorylation. Gene Ontology annotation, molecular function: protein kinase activity; ATP binding. The record is from RefSeq and is a predicted model, not a curated record.
AUGUCGUCCAUAUCUGACGAAUACGAUGCCCUUGAGGUGAUCGGAAAAGGGUCUUUCGGUACCGUCCGUAAAGUCAAACAUAAAGCCACCGGAGAAGUCCUGGUACGAAAAGAAAUCGAGUACACAUCCAUGAAUGCACAAGAAAAAAACCACAUUGUUUCUGAGUUGCGGAUUCUCCGUGAACUCAACCAUCCACACAUCGUCAAGUAUUCGAGACAUGAACAUGUAUCCGAGAAAAAAUCCAUUCAUAUAUAUCAGGAGUAUUGCGAUGGAGGAGAUUUGGGAAAGGUCAUUUCGAACUACAGAAGGAAUCGCGAGCUGGUUCCUGAAGAAUUCAUUUGGGAGGUUCUCGUUCAGACACUUCUAGCGUUGCACAGAUGUCACUAUGGAAUCGAGGCACAAAAUGUAGACCUCUUUCUGGCAGCAGCAGAUCGGUCGGAGCCAGCAGUGAACUCCGAGACGGUUGUUAUACAUCGUGAUAUUAAGCCUGAUAAUAUUUUCUUGCUGGACAAUGGAAAGAUCAUCAAGCUUGGAGACUUUGGCCUCGCCAAAAUGCUCACGUCUCAAAACGAUUUUGCAAAAACAUACGUUGGCACUCCAUACUAUAUGUCUCCAGAGGUUUUGAUGGACAAUCCUUACUCUCCAGUGUGUGACAUAUGGUCACUUGGAUGUGUGCUCUUCGAACUCUGCAAUCUUCAACCUCCGUUCCAGGCAAAAACACAUCUACUGCUACAAAACAAAAUCAAGCAAGGUCAAAUACCUGAAGUUUCACUGCAUUACUCGCUACAGUUGCGUACAAUUAUUACGAAUAGCAUCACAGUAGACCCUAAUCUACGUCCAAACACCUUCGAGCUACUCAAUUCCAUUCCUGUGAAAAUGUUUCGCAAGGAAAAGGAACUCAAAAGCUUGAGCACCACGCUCACUGCAUUCCACACACAACUUCUGAUAAAAAGCGAGGAGUUGCAACGAAAAGAGCUGGCAAUCAAGACGCUCGAAAACCUGCAAAACCAGACAAAAAUGCUGAAGCAAGAGUUCGACUGCAAAUUGCAAAACCAAAGACAAGAAAUGGAGCGUCAGCUUCAGAGCCAGCGUCAAGAUUUCGAGCGUAGACUUACAGUAAUGAAGCAGGAGUUCCAACGCGAGAAAUCCCUGCAAAAACGGGAAUACGAGGACAACAUAUCUAGGAUCCAAAAAUUGUAUUCCUCAAAGCAAGAUCAGAUGGAACGAGAAUUAGUCGAAGAAUUCGAAGCCCGGAAACGGGCAAUGGACCAAGAAGCAAACGAAUUGAGACUCAAUUAUCAGCGAGAGUUUAGCCAUGUUGUUGAGCAAGAAGUGCAGACUCGCGUUAUGGAACAGCUUCGGAAACGUGGACAGGAAUACAAAGUUGAUCUUCACCGUAAAAAAUCUGAUUCAUCUGCCACCUCAUUUGAAAAGCAAAUACGAUAUCAGGCUCCCAGCAAACCGAAAGGACCAAGAGAGUACAGCGAAGAGCCUGAACAGCUCGCUCAAAAUUUCAAGCAGCUAGCGGUCAAUGGCACAAAUGGGCAACAACGCCGAAGUCCUUUAAAGACAAAAAAUGUUGAGUACGUCUACGAGCAGGUAUCGCCGACACGCCCGAAAGUGGUCAAGAAAAGAAUCACUGACGAGGUACAAAAAAUGAAUCUUCAGAAAAGAAAUACUCCGGUCUUUGAAGAAGAGUACAAUAGACAAAAUUACAGACACUGA